AUGGUGGCGGCUCAAUAUGCUAGUGCACGCCUGGACCUUUUGGACAAUGACCAGCCCCCUCACAGAAAUUCGAACUUCAUGGACCUGACCCACGCAUCAGGAUUUGCGUUAGCCAUACUUUGCUUGCUCAGAACGGUUCCGGGGCCCGGUGGAUUUGGAUGCCACUUUGGUAUAAAAUGCAGUUCCUUUUCCAAGAUGAAUGUUGGCACCUCCCAGCGUUCAACAUGUUCUUCAACCGGCUUUUCGGAAUACAAAAGCGUCCAAGUUGGGAAUCAGCUCCUGGAAAGGAGUUGCUGUUUGGUGCUCCUAGCAACAGCGCUGGGAGGAGCUUGGUCGGUAGAACAACCGUCUGGGUCACUACUGCAAUUUUACCCUGCUUGGCGUGAGACUUUGCAAAGCAUUUUCCAAAGCGGCGGUGCUCAUGCGGUCCAUAUGGUGAAAUGGUGGAUGGGCCAUUUUGGAUCUUCCACGCCAAAACGACACUAUGCCUUUGCGAACAGUGCUCAAAUUCAUCGUGUUGAUAUGGGCAAGUUAGAGGGAUGGAAGUCUGAUCCCCGUAUCAAAAAGAAGAGCGCCGAUCGAUAUCGUGAUGCAGCUGGACAGUUGAGAUAUAAGGGAAAUGAGAAUCUUCGUGGUACAGAGGUCUAUCCAAUUCCCUUCGCACGCUUGAUGGCUGACCUCAUCGACGACCACAAGGUCGAGAUGCCAUCGACGCCAAUCUCGGAGAAGGAGACGCUGCCAGCCAAGUCCUUAUCGACGCGGGAAGACUUCAAGGCCCAUUUGAUUGUUGCUAUCAACAAGAAGCAGGUGGAGCUUACAGUCGAUGAGGGUUGGUAUUCGCAGUCAGAGCUGGUGGCCCUGGGAUGGUCUCGGUGCAUCAAGAACUUGGAGACUGCCCUGGUCAGCGUCGACCAAGAGUUUGACCAGUGUAACGAAGUGUGGGCCAAGGGCGAAACGGAGGGCUUCUACACCGAGAAGCCCCAUGCACUUCGGCCAUUGAGUCAGCUCGCGAUGUUGUAUAUGUUCUCGGCUUUGAGGAAGGGUGACUACACCGGAGAAAACGACGGUGUUUUUCAGAAUGUUUUGUCUGCAGCUGCCGAAGAGGCAUCCUUUAUGUCCGACAUUGGGUUGCUGGAUGCACAAGGGCAUCGGUACAAUGCCAUCCUCCUCAACAUUAUCGGUGAUUGGCCAUUCUUGCACAAAAGUGGAAGAUUCGCAAGAAGCUACAACAAUGUGCAGAAACGAAAGCAGGUUCGUCAGCCUCCAGGUGGCAUAUGCCACCAGUGCAUGGCAGGCGUCCACCCGGUCUCCUGGGAACAAAUCAGCACCAGACGGCCAGCCUGGAAAGGGACAAUUUGUCAGUCCAGCCCUUUUCUGGAAGAGUCUCCUUUCAGGCGUGUGUUGCACGUUCCAGACCGAUUGGAACUGAUGUGGGCAUGGGAUUGGUUUCAUUGCUACCACCUAGGGGUGUCCAAGAACUUCCUUGGUUCAGCGUUGGCCCUCCUUUCUGAGAAAGAGGAAGGAGGCACCGUGGACGAACGAUUUUCAAAUCUGUCGCUCAAAUUUCAGACUUGGUGCAUCACAGCGAAAAAAAGAAGAGGUUCUACAAAGAUCUCGAAGGAACUUUUGGGUUGGCAAACCACUACGGUGUAUCCCACCGGCAUUUGGCACAAGGGGGCCUUGUCGACAAUUUUGAUGUCAUUUGUCGAGUCCAUCUGUGAACGAUCGGACUUCAGCUCUGACCCCUUCCUGCAGCUUGUGAAAGAAGCGACCAUGGCAAUCCAAGCCUGUGUGCGUGGCUUAUACACCGAACAGCUUUGGUUGAAACCAGCCUCUGCGGGCCUCAUUGCCAAUGAAGGCAUGAGAUUUUUGAGACGAUACUCUGAGCUGGCACUUGAGGGCUUGGCCUAUGGGAGGGAAGCGUGCGCGCGCGUGGGUUCAGGCCGAAGAGAGGAGAGGAUGCCAGCGGAGAAGAAAGACAAGAAAGAUACAAAAAGGGCCAAAAAGGAGAAGAUUGAGAAGAAGGGGAAGAAGGAGAAGAAGCGGAACGGCCAGAACGGCGACGAGUCGGACGUGGCGCGGCAGAAACGUUCUGAAGAAGCAAACAUCUCCACCAGAGGAGUCGAGUGCCCAGUGGGAGGAGACCUCAGUUCGAUGGCCGGAGUCACAGCGAUGGCCCUUUGGUUGAUCAAUGGACGGGAUGCCCGGAGACCCCCGCUCGUGUACAAGCAAUUCCCCAAGGUCGAGCUCCGACGAGCUGCCGGCACCGAUCCUGAGAGCUUCCGGACGGUCAUUGACGUGAUCUCCUGGAGACCUCUGGGAGAAAACCUGUGGUUCCCCAACCCUCAAGCCAACGUCCAGUCGGCCAAGCCCAGUCCGCCAUCGACCAGUCCAGUGACCGGUCGUGUUGGUUCACCGGUUCUUGAGACCGGGUUCCGGGUGGGACAGUCGGACACGACCGGCGGACGGGACAGCUCCGGCUUCGCUGUGAGGUGCGGGCGCUGUGAGGACAAGGUGCCACAGAGGCUGGGCCAACUUCGAGGGGGCAACGGCCGAUCGUCCUUCAUGUGCGAUGAGCGCCUUUUCGUGGUGUCCCCCAACGGCCAGCAGCAGUGUGGGGGAGAGUAUGUGAUUCUUUCAGAGACUGCGAAUGGCCAUCCAGUGUGGGAGCAAAGAGCCGGGAACUUCUGGCUGUACUCAGGUGCCAAUGGUAUGUGGAUCAUUGGUGGUCGUGAGGCAAAAGACAAGGCCUUCAAGUGCUCCCAUGGCCAGAUCUUUUGCCGCACCUCCCACGGCGGCGUGCCACCGGACCAAGUGAAAGGUGUUUGGGAACGUUUGCACGGUGAACACUUUUUGGAGGAUUCGGCCCUCGUCGUCAUGGCGGCCACGAAGGUGCGCCUGCCUCCAGCCUUGCGCGUCGUCGCACCCAAUGGACAGCAACGAUCCGCGGGCGACUAUGUCUUGACCGAGACCUUUGCACAGGGCCUGCCUGUUUGGCAGCAUCAGAAUGGGAAGUGCUACCUCUACUGCGGCGUCAACGGCUCAUGGAUCCUGGGCGGCUCUGAUGCCAAGGAGAAGGACUUCAAAUGCGCCAAAGGUGUGAUCUACUCCAAGCGGACAAGUGGUGGACUGAUGCCGGAGAAGGUGGGCGGUGUUUGGCUACGCUUGGGUGGCGACCAAUUCCAAGAAGAUAGCGACAUCGCUGUCACGAUCAAGCCUCAGCGGCUCUAUGUGCAGACUCCAAACGGUCAACACAGGUGCGCUGGGGAGUACGUGCCGUUGGCGGAUCGCAUGGCCAAUGGCUACCCCUUGUGGGAGCACGCCACCGUGGGCCGAUGCUGGCUCUACUCAGGCAGCAACGGCAUGUGGAUCAUCGGAGGCACCGAUGCUGCAGCGAAGAACUUCGUGUGCACACGCGGGGUCAUCUACUGCCAGGCGGUUCAUCAUGGUCAGAUGCCUGACAAGAUGGUGGGGAACUGGCUGCGCUUGGAUGGUGAGAAGUUCAGAGAGGAUGCAGCCAUUAUGGUUAGCACGGAGCCGCCUUCGCUGCACAUCCUGUCCCCAAAUGGGCAGCAUAGGUGUGGUGGGGAGUACUUGCUGAUCUCUGAGCGCUUUCGCGGGCAGCCCGUGUGGAAGCAGCGGCGAAGCCAUUUCAGGAUUUGCACGGGAUCUGAGGGUCACUGGAUAGUGACCAACGCAGAGCCGAAGGAGGAGGAUGCAGAACAAGCCGUUCUGAAAUGUGAGGAAGUCCAUGGUGGUCAGAUGCCUGACAAGGUGACGGCCUCCUGGAGCCGAUUAGAUGAGAAACAAGGCUCCAUGGUGAAGGCCUGCUUCGGACAGCAGUUCUUCAGCGAACAGAGCUGCAAAUGGCUGCAAAGUUGAAGCUGCUUUCAAGGAAUGCGCCCAAAAUCCAUGGUCGAAGCAGGAUCGCUGUGUAUAUCGUUGUGAUUUAUA
Messenger RNA from Durusdinium trenchii, 3954 nucleotides. The record is from the annotation of a GenBank genome assembly. NCBI's taxonomy places the organism in Eukaryota, Dinophyceae, Suessiales, Symbiodiniaceae.